CGAAGCCAGCCUGCGCAAUUCUUCUUCGACACAAGCAACACACGUCUAUUGCCAUUAUCUUCCCCUUCGUUGCCACGGCGGGACGUUGAACAAUAGAUCCCACGUUGCUCUUUUCAGCUCUGCAAGCAACUAUCGAACGCGUUGGCGACACUGGUGCGUCGUCUCUCAAACCGGAGGCCAUGGAGUAUUCGCAGCUUCCUUCCUGCACCGUCCAUCUUCGGCGCGUCGACCCGGAGCGCCUCAACAACGAUGAUCAAAUCGCGCGGCAGAUAAAGCGCCUGCGCACGCUGUGCGAACUCAUGGGCCUCGAGCCUUUGGACAUAAACGUCAAACGCAGCCUCAAGCGCAAGGGCCAGGCCUUCAUCACCUUUGGGAGCGCGGCCGACGCGGUGAAAGCGCAGAGCCUGCUUCAGGGAUUCCAAAUGGUGAAGAAUGGUAGAAGAAUGGAGGCUGAGAUCGCACGGUCCGCUUCGGACGUGCUGGUCAAAAAAUACUGCACCGAAGCGGAGCUAGAGGAGCACAUCAAGAGGAGAAAAGCCGACAAAGACCGCAAACGCGCCCUCGAAGCCCCGUCGGCAACCCAAAAACGCCCCGGCGACAUUUCUGGCCCCUCACGACCGUCCAAGACCGCGAAACUUUCAAAAGCCAGCGUCAUACCGGACGAAUACCUACCGCCCAACAACACUCUCUUCGUGCGCGAGGUGCCGGAAGACUACACCAAGGAGAUGCUGGAGGCGCUGUUUGGGCGGUACCCCGGCUUCAAGGAGGUGCGUACGAUCCCACUGCCGCAGUACAAGGGCUGUGCGUUCGUGGAGUACGAGGCGAACGAGGGUGCUAUUCAGGCAAGGGAGGCGCUCAACGGACGAACGAUAGGCGAAAAUACCUUGAAGGUCACGUACCAGAAGGCGGGAUGAAAGUGAAUAUUCUUCGGGCUGUGCACAGUCUAUGCUGUAAAAGUCGUUGCAUGAUCCUCGGCGUUAUGGGCAUAUGAACGGAUUGCUCUAGGAGAAAGCGUACAGGGCUUGACGGUGCCGUUGCCCCUUUUCGCGGGCACUCGUCUCUCAGUGCAAUGCUGAGACUGAGAAGUUCCCUCAAUUAUAUACCAUAAGGCGCUAUGCCGUUAUGAAAAGCAUAGAGCUCGGGCAUUUGCAUGCCCAAACCAUCCGUACCAAUCCAAAUAAGCGCUCAGGACAAA
Verruconis gallopava is the source of this 1195-nucleotide messenger RNA. RefSeq lists its product as uncharacterized. The coding region runs from base 180 to 914 and encodes 244 amino acids. NCBI's taxonomy places the organism in Eukaryota, Fungi, Ascomycota, Dothideomycetes, Venturiales, Sympoventuriaceae. Gene Ontology annotation, cellular component: U1 snRNP. Gene Ontology annotation, biological process: mRNA splicing, via spliceosome. The transcript has 2 exons. Gene Ontology annotation, molecular function: U1 snRNA binding. The record is from RefSeq and is a predicted model, not a curated record.